ACGUUUAUCAUAUGAUGAAAACUAGAAAGUGCCUUGUCUCUUGACGUCACAUUAAUGUAUCAUUCAUUUAUUCCCAUAUGAUCGACUCUAUGACUUGAGUGAAGUAAUUUCUCAAAAAAAGUGAUCUUUUUGAUUCCCGUGGAAAAUAUAUUUUGUCAUGUGUAAUGUUCAGAACAACAAUAGCAAAUGCGAGUUCGAUAGAGUGUUUCUUUGUGUUUUGAGUGAGAUGAAGGAAUAUGCUUGAUAGAACUAAAGUUUUAUCUACCAUAAGACUGUGAUAAAAAAAAACUAUUUCAUACUAGUACAAUUUAUUCUUGAAUAUUUUCGAGUGAAAUUAACAUGGGUUUAUUAUUUGCAAAAUUAUGGAACCUCUUUGGCAACGAAGAACACAAAAUUGUUAUUGUUGGACUUGAUAACGCAGGUAAAACGACUAUUUUAUAUCAGUUCCUGAUGAACGAAGUUGUUCAUACAAGCCCAACAAUUGGUUCAAAUGUAGAAGAAGUUGUAUGGAGAAAUAUUCACUUUAUUAUGUGGGAUUUGGGUGGUCAGCAAUCAUUGAGAGCUGCCUGGAGUACAUAUUACACAAAUACUGAGUUUGUGAUUGUUGUCAUAGACUCUACAGAUAAGGAACGAUUGGCAAUAAUUAAAGAAGAACUUUAUAAAAUGUUAGCAAAUGAAGAAUUAUCCAAAGCAGGUGUUCUCAUAUAUGCCAAUAAACAAGACAUAAAAGGUUCACUUACUGCUUCAGAAAUAUCAGAAGAACUUAAUUUAACAUCGAUAAAACAACAACAAUGGCAUAUUCAAAGUUGUUGUGCCCUUACAGGCGAAGGGUUGUACUCCGGUUUGGAAUGGAUAGCAGGACGGUUAAAGAGAAAAUGACACCAUUGGCAUACUUAGUGUGAAUUUGAAUGAGGCUAAUUUCGUACAGAAGUUUAACUUGUGAACGAUUCAAAUGUUAAUUUCCUCAUAUUGAGGGAAGAAAUUUCCUAUGUGUCAAAUGAUUCCAUCAGUCAGCGUCAUUGUGAAAUACAUCAUCCUUCAUUACAUUAAUCUCCGAUUAACAAAUCUUAAAUUCUGAAUUCAAAGAUGAUCAAUUAGGAGAUUAAGUUGUCAUCAUAUUCAUAAUAUUGUAAUAUACAAAUAACAUUAAAUAAUGAAAGAACA
Harmonia axyridis is the source of this 1164-nucleotide messenger RNA. RefSeq names its product ADP-ribosylation factor-like protein 5B (gene Arl5). Lineage: Eukaryota; Metazoa; Arthropoda; Insecta; Coleoptera; Coccinellidae. The coding region runs from base 340 to 879 and encodes 179 amino acids. Gene Ontology annotation, molecular function: GTP binding; GTPase activity. Gene Ontology annotation, biological process: protein localization to Golgi membrane; intracellular protein transport; vesicle-mediated transport. The transcript is spliced from 4 exons. Gene Ontology annotation, cellular component: trans-Golgi network; cytoplasm. The record is from RefSeq and is a predicted model, not a curated record.